Procambarus clarkii (red swamp crayfish) is the source of this 1245-nucleotide messenger RNA. RefSeq lists its product as uncharacterized. The record is from RefSeq and is a predicted model, not a curated record. Lineage: Eukaryota; Metazoa; Arthropoda; Malacostraca; Decapoda; Cambaridae.
GAUAAGAUAGUGAAUUUAGUCAUUAUUCCACCGGUUCAGUAUGUCCAGCACGCUGCCUGAGGUGCCAUUCAGGAUGUCAUAAUGGAAUCCAAGCACAUCACCACUAUCCACAGAGGUAGAACCACCAUCCCAACCACCAUCCUCCUGCUGCUGGUGGUGGUGGUGGUGUCCCCGGGCACCGUCCAGGCGUCUGGUGGGACAGUGACGGGGGGACAGACAGGAAGGGAAGGGAAGGUACCUAGACCACACCUGUCAGUGGGACAGAACUCCACUUUCUGCAAGAUGACGACGUCAAUACUUCACUGUGAUUACCAGUGGAGAGAUCAGGAGGUGACGCUGGAUGACAGGUCAGCAGGAAGGUCGACCUCGAUCUUGCUCCAGCGUCUGCACCACCUCACCCUCCACCGCUCCGUCUGCCUCCACCUCGGCCUCAGGAACGUGGGUGACGCUCGAGUCGAGGGUCACCCGUCUACCUCCUGCUCGAGGAUGAAUCUCAACCUCCUCAACGUCACCCUCGACCUCCUGGCCGAGCCCUUCACUAGUGUCCACGCCCAAGACUCCAGGAUCGGGGAGCUGAGCCUCGGGAACUUGGAGGAGCAGCUGACUCUCAUCGGCUCCAGUGUUGGAGUGCUGGAGGUGGGGCGAGUCCGAGGCGAUGGUCGAGUGUCAGUUAAGAUACACAGCACCAGCGUCAGCCGCCUGGAGAGUCUCAAGGUCGACCAGUCCGCUAAGGUCCUCCUCCAUGACAGCGUCAUCGGCGACGUCCCGCGCGGCGCUCUCUCGCUGGCGUCGAGGGGCAACAGCUUCAACAAGAUCAAGUUCCCCGUGAAGUCUGACCGCUCCCCGGCCGUCCUCGAACUCCUCCCCGGCGCUGACGUCACCCUCGAGGACGUAUCCGGGAGGGUGACGGUGGUGGCCGCCCUCUCAGCCUCCUCCUCCACCACCACCACAGGACUCUCCAACACUCCCCAACACACGUCACCACCACCAGACACCCUCCACCACCCACAACCUCUUGACUGCUCUCAAUACAACCUCUAUAUAGUGCUUCUCGCGCUCUCUCUCGCGUUCAACGGUAUCAUGAUCUGUUGCGUUCUUAUUGCAAGGUGCAGCGUUCAUCAGCCUCAAGGCGUACCCACGGGGGAGAAGUGUGAACCCUUGUUGACCAGGUCACAUGUCCCUCGGGGCGUUAACAACUGAUAUCACUGAGGUAUUUAUACAUCAAUAAACAUAUUUCAUUUUCAA